CUCCAGGCCAGGAGGGGUGCUGUCGCUCCCCGUCCGGUGGCGGUCGCCAGGGUCCUGUCGGUGGCGGGCGAGUGCUGGUGUCCGGCGGCAUUUUCAAGUUGCGGCCGCCGGCGAGGACCGAGUUUCGGACGUGGCGCUCGAAUCCAGAAGCUUCAUCCAAAGGAAAACCAUGUCUCGGAAGAAGGGUAAAGAUGAGAACAAGGCCCAUGUUUCCAGCUCCUUUGAGUCUGAGGAUAUCAGUUUAGAAACAACUGUGCCAACAGAUGAUGUAUCUUCAUCGGAAGAGAGGGAAGCUUCUGCCAAAGUCACCAAGCAGCUCAUUGAGAGGAAGGAGCUUCUUCACAACUUGCAGCUGCUGAAGAUUGAGUUAUCACAAAAAAAUCUGAUUAUUGACAACCUGAAAGUAGAAUACCUCACAAAAAUAGAAGAUUUGGAGGAAAGACUGAACGAUUCUCUUCACCAGAAGCAAUUGCUACAGGUCCGUUUGGAAAACCAACUGAAAGUUCAGCAGGAUGAUGCCAGAAGACGCCAAGAUCUAAGAAAGCAAGAAAUGGAGGCUAUCUUAGAAAGGCAGAAACAUCUUGAACAGACAAAUCUGCAGCUGCAGGAACGAGCAGGGGACAUUCGCCGUAGUUUACGAGAUCUGGAUCUGACUGAAGAUCAGUACGUGGAAUUAAAGGCUAGACCUGAAGACCAGCUUUCCAUCCCAGAAUAUGUAUCUAUAAGAUUUUAUGAAGUGGUCCGACCUUUGAGAGAAGAGAUUGAAGAGCUUCGACAGAAGAAAACUAGCCUUUGGGAAGAGAGCAACUGUCAGAAAAAUCAGCUGAAUAGCUUGAUAGAGAGCUAUGAAUCUGAAAGGAAAACUCGCUCUGAUCUGGAAGUCCGUUGUCAACGCCUUGUACUGGAACUGGCAGACACCAGGCAACUUAUUCAGCAGUCAGACUAUAAGAGGGAGCAUUAUGAUCGAGUAAAGCAAGAGAGAGAUGCACUUGACAAAGAAGCUUCAGAACUCAGGAAAAGACUGGAGUUACUUGAAAUCACACACAAAGCACAAACUAAGGAGAAAAAUGAUUUAUCCAAAGAGGCAGCAGCAAUGCAACAGUCUAUUAGCUUGCUGCAAAAAGAUAAAGAAUACUUGAAUCGCCAAAAUAUGGAACUGAAUGUUCGAUGUGCACAUGAAGAAGACCGUAUAGAACGCCUCCAAACUCACCUUGAGGAGGCAAAGCGAGCUAGAGAAGAAAUGUAUGAAAAAUAUGUGAUUUCAAGGGACCAUUACAAAAAUGAAUACGAGGACAAACUUCGACAUGAAUUGGAACAGAUUCGAAUAAAAACAGACCAGGAAAUUGAGCAUCUUCGAAGUGGCUCCAAAGAAAUGUAUGAGAGGGAAAACAGAAAUUUGAGAGAAGCAAGGGACAAUGCAAUUGCAGAAAAGGACCGGGCAAAUGAAGCAGAAAAGGAUGCCCAGGCAAAAUAUGACCAGCUUCUGGAACAGUUUAGGCAGCUGCAGGUCAACACAGAUAGCCGCAUAUCUGAACUCAUGAAUCAGACAAAAGUAAAAAUGUUUGAGGCAGAGCGAGCUCAAUUGGUACAAGAGGAAACAGCCAAGAAUUUCAAGCAGUGCCAGGUGGAAUGUGAUAAAUACCAGAAGAAACUUGAGGUUUUAACAAAAGAAUUUUACAGACUGCAGGCAUCAGCAGACAAGCAUACUACUGAGCUUCAGACUCAAAACUCCGAGCUUCAAGCACGACUGGUGACUUAUGAGAAACUAGAGCAGGAGCUGGAUGGUGUUAUAAUGCAAUCAGCUGAAAUGGAAAAUGAGGACGAUGCUGAACGUGUUCUUUUCUCUUAUGGUUACGGUGCUAAUGUUCCCACAACAGCAAAACGCCGCCUUAAACAAAGUGUUCAUCUUGCGAGAAGAUUGUUACAGAUGGAAAAGCAAAAUUCACUACUCCGAAAAGAUCUUGAAUGUCACAAGCUCCGUGCUGACGAAUUAAGUCAAGAGCUUACAAAUGCAAAAUCUUUACUUGGUCAAGCUCAACAGCCUUACAGUUAUCUUAUUGAGACUGUUCACCAGAGAGAGACUCAGAUCCAGACAUACAAACAACAGCUUUCACAACUAGAGAAUGAAGUCUGUCAGUUAAAAAAAGAAAAAGCAGCUUUACUUCGUCUGAAGGACCAAAUGGCAGCAGAUCUGGAGAGACUCUUGAAUCAGAGAGAGGAAUUGGCGGUAAUGAAGCAGGUUGUGAUAAAUUUGCGUAACAAACAGAAUGACGGUGGUUUGCCAGGUACCCAGCAUGAAGACAAAAUCAGUCCUGUUGCGUACACAUCAAAAUUGUCCCUCAGCGUUCCCCCAGAUGAGGAUGAAAACAUCUACAAACCAAAACCAACACUAUUUACAAACAGAGAAUGCCCAGCCUGGUACACCAAGCUGAAGCAGAAAAGUACCUGAUCUUGAAGUAAUGUUUAACCAAUUAAAGAUUGGGCAUUUCAUUAUCCUACGGAUUUUCGGUGGCACAACCUCAAAAUCAAGGAUGCGAUUUUUCCGAUUUGAGUACUGUGAAUCUAAUUAUAUGUUGUUUUUGAAUCACUAAAAGCACAUUCACAGAAAAUGUCCACAUUAAUCUGCUUUUGUGGUGUAAAAUAUUCCGAAUCUGGCGUCAAGGCCUGCUUGGCACCAGAGGGAACUAUGUUGAACGUUGGCUAUGAUUUCACUUUUGCUUCAUAGCUAGUUCAAGCCUUAAAACCCAAAUUACACUGUGCAAGGUUAGCACCAAGGAAGUGUCUAAGCCACUUUGUACAAACACUAAAUUUACAGCAUAAGUUGACACCUCUGUACAACUAAAGGAAAGAUAAAUUGUCAAUGAUGUUAAUGUGCAGAAAUUUUAUUACUGUAAUGGGUAACCAAGUUAUCGUUGCGAUCUUGCACUUUUUUUGUGAAGAAAAUGAUAACAUUUUUGUAAUUUAUAACUAGUUACUAUUUUACAUGUGUGCAGUGCUUUGACAACUAACUUAUCUGUAAUAAGUUCAAUUGAUAAAUUAGUAUUGUACUAAUCCUUUUUUAUUAUGAUGUAACUGUUUUCUCGUCUGCAAAAUAAGAAUAAUAUUCUGAACUGCUAUAUUCCACUCAGUGUUUUACUAGGUGUUUGAAAUUGUAUACUAUGUAUGUGAAAUGUAUUUCAGGUGUUUUUUUUUAUAUGGUAUUGUUUAAACUAUUAGACAUUUCAUUAUUAAAAUGUGUCAUGUUUUAUAUACAAGC
Molecule: messenger RNA, 3256 nt
Organism: Pristis pectinata (smalltooth sawfish)
Lineage: Eukaryota; Metazoa; Chordata; Chondrichthyes; Rhinopristiformes; Pristidae
Gene: pibf1
Product: progesterone immunomodulatory binding factor 1
Exons: 18
Coding region: 170-2449 (759 amino acids)
Biological process (GO): cilium assembly
Cellular component (GO): centriolar satellite
Source: RefSeq, a predicted model, not a curated record